AUGUCUUCUAGUGGUGAUAAUAAUAUUGUCCACCGUCGAGUUGCAGAAAAGAAAUAUGAACAAUGUUUGAAACGAUUAAAUGUAACAAAUAAACAAAAUCAUAUAAAUACGGAUAGUCAAAUUCGAAAACAAAAACUUCAACCGAAUAGACAAACAAUUGGAGCUAUUGAUAAUGUUCCACAACUUAUUCUAAGUUUUUUUAAAUAUCAAAUGCAGGCUCCCGAUUGUUUUUGGGAGUAG
Messenger RNA from Rotaria sordida, 240 nucleotides. NCBI's taxonomy places the organism in Eukaryota, Metazoa, Rotifera, Eurotatoria, Philodinida, Philodinidae. The record is from the annotation of a GenBank genome assembly.